CUCUAAUUAUCUAUAUAUCUAUGCUUCAUUUGAUUAUAUUUCUCACACUCAAUUCUUCAUUCAUUGUUUGAUAUUAUACCAACCGAAAUUAUGGUGUUCAAAUCGGUGUCCAACACUGAUACGCCACCGAUUAGUCCUCCUCCUCCUCCGUCAUCAUCACCGCUGCUGCCGCCGCCACAGAUUGUGACGCCAUCUACAUUUUAUCUAGCAUCGUCGAAUUACAAUUUCCCAAUGCCAAAUACUUUUAGGUGGACAACAAAUCACCCUACAUUUCUACCUAGUUAUACGGGUAUGAACGCGGUCCCACACUGGGGUCCAUCUUCCAACCAUGUAGACAAUAAUUCCACCAGACCAAUUCUCCAUUUGGGUCCGUAUUCGAGUCUCACUGAAACCCAUUUAAACCGUGCUCCUAUUUUUCGUUUCACUUCGGAUCCCAACCGAGAAGAAAAUAGAAUUAAUUCUAUUUUGCGAUUAGGUUUGGACCCGAACCGAGAUGAAAAUGCACUCAAUCCUAUUAUGCAAUUAGGUUCGUCUACGAGCGUGGAUGAGAAAAAAAAGAGUCCUAUGUUGAGUCUCAGUCCAUUUCCGACUUGGUUUGAGAAAAUUGGCAGUACUUCCGGUUCGAACCGGGUUGAGACGAAUGAGAAGAACCAAAAUGAGUUUAGCGAUUCUAUAUUUCAGACUCCCGAGCCGGUGAGAGAAAUUGAAAAUCAGGAAUCAAUUGUGAAAAAAGAAAAGCAAUUAGAUCAGAAGGGAAAAUUGAAGGUAUCCGUUCGAUUGCCGGUGAAGGCUAAGAAUGGCGGCAAUGUGGAUGAGGAAGAGGAAGAGGAAGUGGAAGUGGAAGUGGAGACGGAGUGUUCGAGUGAAGAUGAAGAACCGAUUAUAAAAUCGGGGAAGACAUGGAAUUUGAGACCGAGAAAAGCGGCGAAGAAGGCAGAAAAUGAAGGAAGUGGAGGAGGAGGAGGAGGAAGAACAAGGAGAAGUUCGGCACCGGCAAGGGCAAGCAAGCCUCGUUCAGCAAAGUCAAAAGCAAGGGGUAAGGUGGAGAAGGCAGAGGCAAUAGAGAAGAGAGGGUUGAUUGUUCCUCUUUCAAAGGAAGAAAUUGAAAAUGACUUCAUCUUAAUGACUGGAGAGAAGCCUUCUAAGAAACCUACUAAGAGACCAAAACCUGUGCAGAAGUUGCUUGAUGGUAUUUUUCCAGGCUUGUAUUUGAAUAACAUAACACCAGAAACUUACGGAGUUCCGGAUCCACCUUUAAAGAUGUAGGGUUUCCAACUAUUUGCUUAGGGAUCAGAGUGUUCGUUGGAACUGUUUUUCAUGUUAACAUCUGAAGAAUAUUGUAUUAUGUACCGUAUAGCAACAUGCAAUAUGAAGGUGAGAAAAUAAAAUGUAUCUUGUUUUUGUGCCUACCAUUUGUGGACCGGGUCACGUAAUAAAUUAUUGAACUGUUGUUGUAGUCUAGUUGUUUUUUAUUUUAAGUACUCGACAAAGUACAUUGUUUAUGUUUUCAAUUGGUUUAUUAAAUAAUUGCACAAGUUUUGGUUUA
Cicer arietinum (chickpea) is the source of this 1546-nucleotide messenger RNA. RefSeq lists its product as uncharacterized. Lineage: Eukaryota; Viridiplantae; Streptophyta; Magnoliopsida; Fabales; Fabaceae. The record is from RefSeq and is a predicted model, not a curated record.